AUGUCGGGUCUUAAAUCUGACAUAGAAAAAGGAGAAAUGCAGGGUGAGUGGAAAACUUUUGAGAAGCAGAGAGAGGAGUUGUUGCGGGCGCUGAAGGUCAUGCGACCUGGGAGCGCGCCAGAGAAAAAAUCAGAGGUUGCAGCUGUGGCAACAAAGAUCAAGGAGUUGUGUGAGAAUGAAGGAGCGAGAGGAGAUUUACGAGGUUCAUUGGCAAAAGUGCUUCUGGGGGUAGCACAGAAGCGGCAGGAGCAAGAGCAGGAGAUUAGUAAACAGAUAGAGGAGGCCUCAGUUUGGGGGAGGCGGAGGCUAAGAAGCCAGUUGCAAGAAGUGCAGGAGGAGAGAGCCCGCGUAACAAGGUGGGCAGUGACAUGUCAGGGGGUGGAGCAUUGGAUGAGGGAGCGAAAGGAGGAGCCUGAUAAGCUGAUGCUGCCGGCUACCCCGGUGAAGUCAUCGCUCACUAGCUCCCCUCCUCCCUAUCAGGCCCCCGCCCCCCUCUAUCCUGUGCUGAGAGUAGAGCAGGGCUGUCUCUCUGGUGGGGAUGGCCAAGUGUUAGAGGUUACAGGAGGCUAUGUAGAUUGUGAAAUAUCUAAAGAGUCCAAACGGCCAACUCCAACACCGAAGAGUGGAAUAUUAAAGCAAAAUUCUACUUUUGUCGGUGAGGAGGGAGCCUGUGGCGGAGCACAAGCCCCGCCCAUGAAACAGUCACCUCAGCAGGAAGAGAGUGAAGAAGAUAGGGCUGUGCGGCUGGUUGAAACAGUUAUAUCGACUUUAGAGCAACGAUAUCAGAUUUCUGAUGAUGAGUUAGGGAGUGGAAUAGUUGUUGCACCACAGGUGGGAAAAGGUGAGGUGUGCGGCCCUUAUGAGGACGCAUACGAGGGAUGGUUAUCUGGCACACUUGAUGACAAUAUUCAAGUGGGCGGCUGUGGGAAGCAGAGACUUGAAGCAGGGCCAGAGCUAGGAGGGGCCUUUCACAAUAGGGUAGCUAGAGAAAAAGCAGGGAGAGGCAGAGUAGUCAGGCCCAAACCCGGAAACAUACCACACCCCAUGGUGCGUCGAAGUCAGGAUGAGAGGGACAAUCUUUCUUUGCCUGGAGAGUUCCCCCUGGUGGUGACCGCUGGGGGUCACAUGAAAUACAAGCCAUACGGAGUGGGAGAUGUUAAUGCAUUGACUGAAUUAUUACCUCCUAUUACAGAUGGAGGUGCGGGGUGGUUGAGAGAGUUUGACAGAGCAACAACAGGUGUUCAAUUGGCUCUGGGAGAUUUCAGAGCUGUGGUUGCCAGAUGUGUCAAAGGCACAGCUCUGGAUGAUAUAGAGAAGAUAGCAGGCACAGGAUUGAUGGUUGAUAGCACCCCAUUUUGUCGUGUUGUGAAUGUAAUAUCACAUGCAUUACGUGAAAAAUAUCCCACUCCAAAUGCUGCAAAGAUUUUGAAGCUGUUGUGGAAGCCUGAUCAAACUCCAAGGGAGUACAUUGAACAGGCUAAAGCUACGUGGGCCCUUAGAACAGGCCAGCAUCCCGGUAGAGAAGGGAUGCAACAAUUGUGGUUCAGAGAAGCUGUGUUAAAAGGUGUGCCCGAACAGGCCAUGUUAGAUAACCCCGACAUGGAGGGGGCGGAGUCUCACGUGUGGGAGAAGCAUCUGGUGCAUCGCCUGCAGAAAGCUCAUGAUGAGGCUAUGGCUAAGGAUGAGGACACAGAUAACAUGAAAGAGCAAUUGUUGAAAUUACAGCUGGGUGAAGCGAGGCUGACACACAGGGACCUGCGCGAGGAACAAAUUGGGGUGGCCGUGGGGUCGGUAGAGGAAAUUGGGGUUCACGUGGUGGUCAACGGGGAGGAGGCGGCGGCAUGGGCAGGCAAAGGGACUGGACAUUGGGCUCGAGAGUGCCCUGAACCACCUCAACCAGGUUAUCAGCCACGUCCGGCCAUAAGGGGGCGCGGGCGUUGGUCGGCCCCAAACUCCCAGAUGGCUCCUCUAGGGCAACACAGUCCAGAGGCAGAAAAUGGGAUUGCAGAAACAAUUUCAGGGCUUCUGCAGGUGGGUGUGCUGGAGCCGUCUUCCUCUGCAUGGAAUACUCCAAUCCUCCCAGUUGAAAAAUCAGGCACGGGCAAGUAUCGCAUGGCACAUGACCUUAGGGCAAUAAACGCUGUCCUUAAGACAUCAACAGUACCUGUACCAAAUCCCUACACAGCUUUGACUAAUUUAUCUCCAGAUCAGCGGUGGUUCACAUGCAUAGAUUUGGCAAAUGUUUUCUUUUGUCUCCCUCUGCAUCCAUCUUUGAGAGAUAUCUUUUCAUUUACUUACAGGGGCCAGCAGCUGCGUUACACUCGGUUGCCGCAGGGCUUUGCCCUUUCACCUGGGAUUUUUAAUCAGGUACUUAAAAAUGCUCUUUCUCCAUGUGUAUUGCCUGAAGGAUGCACACUGAUCCAGUAUGUGGACGAUUUGCUGAUUGCUGCUAAAACAGCUGAUGCUUGCUUUCAAGCGACGAUGACGGUGCUUCGUCAGCUGGCCAAAACAGGCUUUAAAGUAAGUAAAGACAAACUUCAACUUGUCAGAACUGAAGUUACAUUUCUAGGUCGGGUGGUGGCGAUGCAGACGGUGGGCAUGUUGGCAUCCCAAAGGGAAACAAUUAUGUCACACCCCCAGCCACGUACUGUUAAAGAAAUGUUGUCAUUUCUUGGACUUACAGGUUACAGUAGACACUACAUUCCUGACUAUGUGGGCAAAACCAAACCUUUGCGGGAUUUGGUGAAAGAACAUGGUAUGAGAGACCUCACAGCUAAUCUGAACUGGACCACUGAAGCUGAAAUGCAGUUCAUAGAACUAAAACAGGCCCUGUCUCGUGCAGCAAAUUUGGCAAUCCCCGAUUAUAACUCUGAUUUCUUUGUUGAUGUUUCUGAAACAAAUGGAGUGGUGAAUGGUGUUUUGUUUCAGAAAAAAGGGGGAAGGAGACGAGUGCUGAUGUAUAUCAGCAUUGGCCUGGAUAAUAUGGAAAAAAGACACCCCACGUGCACACAACAUGCAGCGGGGGUAGCAAAAAUAAUUCAGAAAGUGGCCCACGUUGUGAGAGGGCACCCACUGAGAGUGCUAACAUCACACAGUGUGGUGGCCUAUGUGAAUUCACAGGCAUUCACAAUGACCCCAUUGAGACAACAGAGACUGACUAAGAUUCUGGAGUCUCCAAACUUGACCUUCACACAUGAAGAGAUCAACAUGGCAGACCAGAUGGGAGGGGGGACACCUCAUGACUGUGCACAAAUAGUAGAGGUUGAGGAGAAAGUAAGGUCAGAUCUGAGAGCAGAACCGGUGAAUGAGGCAGAUGAUUAUUUCACAGAUGGGUGUUGUUUUAGGGAUCCGAGUGAAGGAUUGAAAACAGGUUAUGCAGUGGUGAAAGGAGUCGGAAACCAGCUGCAUGUGGAGAAAUCAGGGACACUGGAAGGACCUCAAUCAGCGCAGAGAGCAGAGCUUAUUGCAGUGAUAGAAGCUCUGAGAUUAGGGAAAGGAAAAAGAGUUAACAUUUAUACAGACUCAGCAUAUGUGUUUGGAGCAGCACAUGUGGAACUGGGGCAAUGGAGGAGGGCUGGAUUUAGAACAGCCUCAAAUAAACCGAUCAAACACGAGGAGGAGAUGAGACAGCUGGAGGACGCUCUGAAAGAACCCUUGGAGGUGGCCAUCAUAAAGUGUAAAGGGCAUGACGAUUCCAACACUUGGGUGGCAAAAGGAAACAGAGCAGCCGACGAGGAAGCAAAACGGGCGGCAGGAUAUCAAGAAGGAAAACAAAUGGUAAGUAUGGGUAUGGAAUGGGGAAACCUGCCAGCCCAACAACGAGAGGACAUUGAAAAGGCGCAAAAAAGAGCCUCGCCUGAGGAAAAGGCGGUGUGGCAGGAGAGAGGGGCCGUACAAUCAGAAGGAUUGUGGAGAGGACCUGACGGGCGGCCAGUACUCACAGCAGAAAUGGCCCAGGAGAAAAUUAAAGAAGCUCAUGGGCUAGGACAUGUAGGAGUGGCCCAAAUGGAGAGGGACUUGUGUCAUUGGUGACAUCCCUACAUGAAAAACAUGGUAAGGGAACACGUGAGAACAUGCCUGAUCUGUGGACAAUAUAAUCCAAAGCCCACCAUGAAACCAGAAAUGGGUAAGUUUCCUUUGCCAGGAAGACCAGGCCAGGAAAUCGUGAUUGAUUAUACUGACAUGAUAACUACCGUUCGAGGGUUUAGAUAUCUGUUGGUGUGUGUGGAUGCUCUGACCGGCUGGCCAGAGGCGUGGCCAACACGCAGAGAAGACAGUAAAACGGCGAUCAAAUGUCUGGUGAAUUAUUAUGUCCCCUGGCAUGGAUUUCCAGAGAAGGUAAGAUCAGAUAAUGGCACUCACUUUAAAAAUCGAGAUCUCGCUGAGGUGGAAUGUAUGUUGGGGUUGCAACAUAGAUAUGGUACAGUUUACCAUCCACAAUCUCAGGGAAAAGUGGAGAGAAUGAACCAAAAUCUGAAAAACAAAUUGGCAAAAAUCUGUGCACAAACAAACAUGAAUUGGGUCGAUGCUCUUCCCAUAGCACUUAUGAGUGUGAGGUGCUCCGUUAAUCAGAGCACCGGGUUUACCCCAUAUGAACUGCUGACAGGGAGACAGUUUCCAGGCCCUGCAGCAGGGGUAAGAGAAUUAAGGGAGGGAGUAAAUGUGUCUGAACAUGUGAAACAGUUUAAAGCACUAAAAGCUCAGGUGGGAGACCCGACCGGGAAGGAGGUGACCACGCCGGAGGUGAAAUGGGUGUGGCUGAAGGUGUAUAAGCGGAAGUGGGACGAGCCAAGGUGGACGGGACCUUUCGAGGUGACCACUCGAACCUCUCAUGCGGUCCAGCUGAGAGGCAAGGGCGACACUUGGUAUCACUGGAGCCAGUGUGCGGUGGCAGAGGAGCCUAGGCGGUCGGAGAGGCUUUUAGUGAAAAAGGGGGACACGGCCGUGACCCCAAAGAACGCAGAUCUUAGUAAAGAAGGGGCAGAAUAA
Messenger RNA from Oreochromis aureus, 4989 nucleotides. RefSeq lists its product as uncharacterized. Gene Ontology annotation, biological process: DNA integration. Gene Ontology annotation, molecular function: RNA-DNA hybrid ribonuclease activity; nucleic acid binding. The record is from RefSeq and is a predicted model, not a curated record. NCBI's taxonomy places the organism in Eukaryota, Metazoa, Chordata, Actinopteri, Cichliformes, Cichlidae. The transcript has 4 exons.